Molecule: messenger RNA, 2635 nt
Organism: Sceloporus undulatus (fence lizard)
Lineage: Eukaryota; Metazoa; Chordata; Lepidosauria; Squamata; Phrynosomatidae
Gene: DKC1
Product: dyskerin pseudouridine synthase 1
Exons: 15
Coding region: 24-1694 (556 amino acids)
Biological process (GO): box H/ACA sno(s)RNA 3'-end processing; mRNA pseudouridine synthesis; snRNA pseudouridine synthesis
Cellular component (GO): box H/ACA snoRNP complex
Molecular function (GO): pseudouridine synthase activity; RNA binding
Source: RefSeq, a predicted model, not a curated record
CUUCCGGGUUUGCGCGGCGUUGCAUGUCGGGACGGGGCCCGGAAGUGGGCGUGGCGUUCCCUUGCGUCGCGAGCGUCGUGCCGAGGCGCGUGUCUCUCUCUCUCUCUGGAGCAGCGCGUGGCGGAGGCAAGAUGGCGGACGGCGGCGCAGGCUCUGCAUCUAAGAAACACAAGAAGAAAAAAGAUAAAUCUUUGCCAGAUGAAGAAGUUGCUGCUAUACAAUAUUCAGAAGAAUUUCUUAUCAAGCCUGAAUCUAAAGUGGCUCAACUGGACACAUCACAAUGGCCUUUGCUUCUCAAGAAUUUUGACAAGCUGAAUGUGAGGACCACACACUACACUCCUCUUCCUUCUGGUUGUAAUCCAUUAAAAAGAGACAUUUCUGAGUAUGUGAGGACAGGCUUCAUCAACCUGGAUAAACCUUCCAACCCAUCUUCCCAUGAAGUGGUGGCUUGGAUCCGCCGUAUUCUUCGUGUACAGAAGACUGGGCAUAGUGGCACGUUGGAUCCCAAAGUGACAGGUUGCCUGAUUGUAUGCAUUGAGAGAGCAACUCGUUUAGUCAAGUCUCAGCAGAGUGCAGGCAAAGAAUAUGUGGGAAUCGUUCGGUUGCACAAUGCAAUUGAAAGUGAAGUUCAGCUUUCAAGGGCAAUAGAAACUCUGACAGGUGCCCUCUUCCAGCGGCCCCCGCUUAUUGCUGCAGUGAAGAGGCAACUAAGAGUCAGAACCAUCUAUGAAAGCAAAUUGGUAGAAUAUGAUCCAGAAAGAAGAUUGGGUAUUUUCUGGGUGAGUUGUGAAGCUGGAACCUAUAUUCGGACACUGUGUGUGCACCUAGGCUUGCUGCUUGGGGUUGGAGGUCAGAUGCAGGAGCUCCGGCGAGUGCGCUCUGGAGUCAUGGGAGAAAAGGACCACAUGGUGACAAUGCAUGAUGUCCUGGAUGCUCAGUGGCAGUAUGAUAACAACAAGGAUGAAAGUUAUCUCAGGAGAGUUAUCUACCCUUUAGAGAAGCUACUGACAUCUCACAAGCGGCUGGUUAUGAAGGACAGUGCGGUGAAUGCCAUUUGUUAUGGAGCGAAGAUUAUGCUGCCUGGUGUGCUCCGGUAUGAAGAUGGCAUUGAAAUCAAUCAGGAAAUUGUUGUGAUCACCACAAAAGGAGAAGCCAUCUGUACAGCCAUUGCCUUGAUGACAACUGCAGUGAUCUCUACCUGUGACCAUGGAUUUGUGGCGAAGAUUAAGCGUGUGAUCAUGGAAAGGGACACUUACCCCCGCAAGUGGGGACUUGGUCCAAAAGCUUCCCAGAAGAAGAUGAUGAUUACUCAGGGCUUGCUGGAUGCACAUGGCAAACCCAAUGAUAAAACUCCACAGGAUUGGAAGAAGGAAUAUGUAGAUUACAGUAGCCCUGCGGUAAAUAAAGACAUACAAAAGAAGGUUGUCCAGGUGGAGGUAGAGAGAACACCAAAGAGAAAGAGGGACGUGGAGAGUGACGGAGAACAGGGCGAGGCAGCCUCAUCCCCCCAAGACUCUCCAGAGCCACAGGCAGAGACCAAGAAAAAGAAGAAGAAAAAGAAAGAGAAGAAGAAGAAGAUGGAGUCUGCUGAGAGCAGCGGGGAUCUCACUGAAAUGGUCAGUGACACAAGUGCGAAAAAGAAAAAGAAAAAAAAGAAGACAAAACAAGAAGAAAUGGAUGAAGGUUCAGAGUAACCAGACAGAUGUAUCCAGAGCAAGCAGCCUGGAUCACUUGAAUAAGGGAGUGCAACAGACUGAAAGAAAGUACAGAGUGGAUCAGUGAGCAGAGACCUGUCCUAAUUGCUGUGCAAAAAAAAUAAUGUACUGCUUGCAGGGUGAUAUGGCAAGUCCUCCUUUGUCCUGUUCUAAGGAUAGUUGGAGGUAACGGGGCAACAAAACUACUUGGCCCUCAAGGACUUCUCUAUGAGUAGUUUCUAUGAGCUUGCAAGAUUUCUGUCUGGGAAAAAUGCAACGUCGCCCUUGAUCUUGGCACAUGUAGAAGAUCUCCAUCUCUCCUGCCAUUAUCUUUUUGUUGUGAUAUUCUGCUUGAAUAUCUGAAAGCCGCUGAAUGACCGCUUCACUUGUCUGCUCAUGCAGCUGAAGAGAAGGUGAAAAUGUUGCUGGUUUUUACACAGUGGCUGCAUGAUCAGGUACUUAAUUUUGUAUUCCCAUCCCUUGUACUUGCCUUGACUCUUCAGUGAGUAAAUUCAGAUACAAGAGUCUUAGGGCACCACUUCCUUCUGGCAUUUUUAAAAAACAAAUGGCAGUUUUGUUUUACAAAAACGAGGUUUUCGUUCUGAGUCUGCUGAUGGUCUUAUUUCCCUAACCUGUUCUUUACAAGCUCAACUUUUCUUUGUGUGGUCUAAGUUUUUCAGAACAUUUCCUAUCUUAAAAGGGACAUUAGCCACAUGUGCCAUCCCAAGAGAAUAGUGGGGGAAAACAUCUUGAGGCAGAAGUCUUGAGAAAGUCGAAAUCUGUAUGCUUUUGGUCACAUAUUCAUGUUGGGAGCUGUGCACAUUGCUCUUGUGUUUUGGGGUAAUGCAAAUCAUUAUUUUCUCCUCCCAUUUUUAGACCAGUGUACCAAAGUUGAUUUUAAAAAGUUGUUACUUUUUUACAUUAAAAGAUUGCAAAUCUAA